Messenger RNA from Pyrgilauda ruficollis (rufous-necked snowfinch), 5655 nucleotides. It is a transcript of the gene NUMA1, whose product is annotated as nuclear mitotic apparatus protein 1. The coding region runs from base 398 to 5245 and encodes 1615 amino acids. NCBI's taxonomy places the organism in Eukaryota, Metazoa, Chordata, Aves, Passeriformes, Passeridae. The record is from RefSeq and is a predicted model, not a curated record. Gene Ontology annotation, biological process: establishment of mitotic spindle orientation. Gene Ontology annotation, molecular function: microtubule binding. Gene Ontology annotation, cellular component: spindle pole; centrosome; spindle microtubule. The transcript is spliced from 25 exons.
ACCCGCGGGGCGGGCCCCGGUGGUUCCUCGGCGGGGGCUCAGGGCCGCAGAGCGCGGCUGUGCCAGAGGUGGGCAAGGCGCGGAACCCUCGGGCGGGCGGGGCACGCCUGUGGCAUUGCCUCCGUCUCGGGCCAAGCUCAGCUGCGUCCCCGACCCUAAGGACGGGGCGGUCGCGGCUGGAGCGCUGAGGCUUGGGCGUGUGGUUCUUCGUUUCUCGGGGCUUGGCAAAGUCGGAACCUUCGCCAGCGGCAGUCGGCGGCCGCGUUCCUUGCGAGUUCCUCUGCUGCCCCCAGCGCCGGUUUGAAAGAAUCUUCUCCUUGUGCCCUUCCUGUGCCGUGCUCGGGGCAGCCCCAUCCUGCGGCCCUGAUCCUCCUCAGGCAGCCCGGGCGCUGCGGAGAUGACUUCCGAGAGUCUCCGGAACAGCAGCGAAGGGUCUGGGAAGGAACCUAAUAGACUGGCCACAAUGUCUGUUCAUGGCACAAGGGUUGCUGCUCUCCUUGCUUGGGUGAACAGCACAAAGAUUUGUCCUGAUCCCCUCAGUGAUCUGUCCCAGCUCCAGGACUGUAGUGUCUUCAUCAGAAUUAUCCACAAAAUCCACGGGAGCAAGGAGGGGGAGUCUGUGCUGGAGCAGCCACUGCCAGAGAGGAUCUCCUUCAUCCAUGGUUUCCUGCAGAAGCACUGCCGGCACAAAUUGGCUGCAGAAAACCUUGUCUCUGCACAGAAACUCCUGGAUGGAGAGGAGCUGGCGCUGGCCAAGGUGGCCGUGCUGCUCCUGUAUCACACCGCCAUGAGUUCCAAGAACUCUGGGGACUGGAAGGAAUUUGACUACAAGACCCAGGUUGAACUAGCAUCAAUUGUCAAAUUUGUGCUGGAUAACGAGGAGUGCCUGAAUGAGAAUCUGGAGUCUUUUCUGCAGAGGAAAGCAGAGGCAUCCUUGUCCAGUGUGUUCAGCAGCAGCUCUGAGGAGCAUUCCCCACUGUUCUCUCUCCCGCACAAGCGAGAGGUGCAUUUCCUGGAGCUGCAGAGGAUUGCCUCCUUCCCCAGCACCAACCUGCCCAGCACUCCAUCUUCGCCCAUGGGGGACAUCAUGCAGACCCCCCAGUUUCAGCUGCGGCGGCUGAAGGAGCAGCUGGCUUUUGAGAGAAAGAAACAGGAGGAGCUGGAGGAGGAGGUGGUGGAGAAUCACAAGCUCAUCAUGGAGAAGGAUGCUCAGAUCACCACAAUGCAGCAGCGGAUUGAUCGCUUGGUAAAGCUCAGUGAGAAGCAAACUGAAGACCGGCUGGAGCCCAAAGAAAUGGAGGAGCUGAGGGAGAAGAAUGAGAGCCUGGUGGGGCGCCUGCAUGAGGCCUUCAGGCAGUGCCAGGACCUGAAGACUGAAAAAGCCCAGAUGGACCGAAAAAUCAACCAGCUCUCUGAGGAGAAUGGGGAUCUUUCCUUCAAGCUGCGGGAGAUCGCCAGCAAUAUGGUCCAGCUGCAACGAGCCCUGAAUGAGCUCUCAGAGGAGCACAACACUGCCAUGGCACAGUCGCAGGAAAAGCAGCGACAGCUGGAGAAGGAGUUGCAUGCAGCCCUGCAGGAUAAGAAAUGCUCAGAAGAGAAAAUCGAGAUUCUACAGGGAAAGAUUUCUGUGCUGGAGGACCAGUUGGCCAAGCUGGAGGAGUGCAGCACCCAGGAGAAGGGAGAAGUCAUGGGGGACAUUUUGAAGCUGGAGGAGCUGAAGCAGGAAGUUUCCAGCCUCACGGCCAAAGGACUGGAGCUGGAGGAGGAGAAGCGGCAGCUGACCAGCCUUGUCACCAGCCUCCAGAACUCCCUCUCUGAGAGCCACUGGGCCCAAGAGAGACUGAAGCGAGACCUGCCGGCACAGGCUGCCGAGGGCCAUGCUGAGCGGCUGGCUGCCCUCAGCGUCCAGCAUGAGCAGGCCCUGAGGGAAAGGGACUCUGCCCUGCAGCAGCUCCAGCAGGCCAACACAUCCCUUCGCAGCCAGCUGCAGACUGUGGAUGAAGAAAAGGCUGCACUGAGCCGCAAGGUCGGUGAACUGGAAGCCCAGAUCCUGGAGCUGGGUGCCCAGCAGCAGCAGGGAGUGGCAGCAGAGGCACUGAAAACCCAGCUGCAAGAGCUGGAGGGCAAGCUAAAGGAGAGCCAACAGAGGCUGGCUGAGAGGGAGAAGCUGGCCCGGGAGAACAGCCGCCUGCAGGAGCAGCUGCUCUUCCUGGAGGAAUCCCUGCGGAACACUGAGGGUAUAUUGGAGGAUGAGAAGAGACGGGCAGCCGAGUGCCUGGAAGGCAACCUGGCCAGGAUUGCUGAGCUGGAGGCAGAGAGACAGCAGCUGGUUCAGGGCCGGGAGCUAGCUCUUCCAGGGCAGGGCGAGGAGCUGGCCACACGCCAGUUGCCAGAGGAGAGCCAGGAGCAGCCCGUGGGAGCCUCUCCCGCUGCCCGAGGGGAGGACAAAGAGUGCAGGCGGCUGAAGGAGGAAAUACAGGCGCUGAGCCGAGAGCACAGCCGGACCUGUCAGCAGCUGCAGGCUGAGCAGGAGAAGGUGGAAGCCCAGGCAGAACGGCUGGCUAGCCUCCAGGCUGACUUGUCCAGCACUCAGUCAUGGGCAAAGGAGAAGGAGAGUGAGGAGCAGAGGCUGAGGGCUGAGAUUUCAUCCCUGCAGGAGAAGAUGGCUGUGGCAGAGCAAACAGCAGCCCAGCGUGUGGCCAAGCUGGAGGUGGAUGCCCAAAGAACUGCUGAGGCACUGGAGGGAGUCUCCCAGCAGCUGUCCCAGGAGAAGCUCAAGUCCAAGGAGUUGGAAGGCACCGUGGAUCAGCUGCGGAUUGCAGAGAAGGAGCUGGUGUCCCUCCGCUCUGCCAUGCAGGAGAAGGAGAGCUGGAAGGAACAAGUGUCCCAGUGUGUCCAGGAGAUGGAGAGGAAGAACAGCCUGAUCAGCAGCCUGGAGCAUGAAGUCUCCAUCCUCCAUCACCAGGUGACAGAGAAGGAAGGGGAGAGCAAGGAGCUGAAACGCCUGAUCCUGGCUGAGUCAGAGAAGAGCAAGAAGCUGGAGGAGAGGCUGCGAGUGCUGCAGACAGAGAUGGCCACCGCAGCCUCCCGUGCAGCUGAGAGGUGCUCAUUGAUGAAGGUGGAGGUGCAGCGGUGCCAGGAAGAGAUGGAGAAGCAGCGGAUGACCAUUGAGGCCCUGAAGAGGGACCGCCAUUGCCAGAGCGAGCGGGAGGAUGAGCUGCGGCAGGAGGCAAAGGUCUGCCAGGACAAGUGCUUACAGAAGGAGCAGCUCCUGGCUGCUCUGCAGCAGGAGCUCGACAGCACUCGGGCCAAGCAUGCCUCCCUAGAAAGCCAGCACCACCAGGACCUGGAGCAGAGAGCAAAAGCUGUGUCCACGCUACAAGCCGAGCUGGCGCAGGCCAAGCUGGAGGUGGCUGAGGUGCCGUCACUGCGGGAGCAGUUGGCAGAAAAGGACCGGGCCAUUCAGCAGCUGCAGGCUGAUGCAGCAGAGGUGGGGACACAGCUGGCAGGGCUGCAACAGGCCAAUGCUCGGCUGGCUGAGGAGAACCAGGGGCUCAGCAAGAGCCGCAGCCAAGGGCAGCGGCAGCUUGAGGCAGAACUGGGCCAGGCCAGGGAGCGGCACAUGCAGGAGCUGGAGCAGUUGCGGGCAGCAUCUGAGAAGCUGGUGACCAGCAGCAGGCAGGAGGCUAAGGAGGCAGUACAGAAGCUGGAGAACCUGAGUAAGGAGUAUGAGAGCAGCAAAGCAGCAGCCUUGGAAGAGAAGAAGAAACUCCUGGAAGAGAGGAAGAAACUCCUGGAAGAGAAGCAGAGACUGACAAGUCAGGUGGAGCAGUUGGAGAUAAUCCAGAAGGACCAAACUAAGCAGGUGGAUGAGCUGAAUAAAAAGCUGACUCAGCAUGAGAAGGCCACCCGGACCCAGCAGCAGAGAGUUAAAGCACUCGAAGGGGAGCUGCAGGCAGCGGUCACAAGCCAUCAGGAGAAGAUGGCAGAGCUGCAGGUGCAGCUCACCCAGAAGGAGCAGGCAGCUGAGCACUACAAAGGGCAGAUGGAGAAGGCAAAAAGUCAUUAUGAUGCCAAGAAGCAGCAGAACCAGGAGCUAUCAGAGAAGCUGAAGGCCAUGGAGCACCUGCAGAAAGAGAACACGGAGCUUCGGAGCAAAUCGGAGAGGCUGGCCAAGGAGCUACAGCAGAGCAUCCUGCAGGCCAAGGAGUCUGAGAUGAGCUGCAAGAAUCUUACCAGCCAGAUCCACAGCCUGGAAGCUCAGGUGGAGGUUUCCAAACGGCAGGUGCAGGAACUCGGAAAGUUCCAGGUGAUGACUGCCACAGUAAAGAAACAGGCAGAGUCUGAGGAACUGGUCUGCAUCAAGAACAUCCCAUUGGCUCAGUCCACAAAAACAUCUUCCCCUGCUAAGGGCCGCCUGCACUCAGGUGCCUCCACCCGUUCCCUCACCAGCUUCCGCUCCCAGGAAACUCUUGAAAAGCUGGAAGCCUCCUCUGCAGAGACGACCCCUGGGACUUCAGGCCUCCCUGGGUACCGACCAGCCACCCGUAGCUCCCUGCGCUUGCAGCAGACCAGCAGCUCCAGCCUCAGUGUGUGUGGGCAGGGCCAGAGCACCAUGAAGCUGGGCAUGUGCCAAGAUGAGCCGGAGCAACUGGAUGACUGGAACCGCCUUGCAGAGCUGCAGCGGAGGAACCAGGCCUGCCCCCCCCACCUGAAGACCAGCUACCCCAUAGAGAGCAUGCCCUCCACCUCCUCUGGAACCAUCACGGAUGAGGAUGUGAAGAUGGGGGACCCAGAAGAGACGCUGCAACGUGGCAGCGGGCAGCCCUCUCAGGUCAUCUCCACCGGCAGCCAGAGCAGCACCCAGACCCCCAGCAGCAUCACUACCCGGCAGAGGAAGCGCCUUUUGGAGGAGACCCACCAGAGCCCUGACACCCCCCUGUCCAAGAAGCGAUCCAGGUGCCCACUGCCCCAGACCACCCAUGACCGCAGUGCACAGAGUGGCUUCCAAGUCAGUCAAGACAGUGAGCAGCCAGGCCCAGCCACACCAGCUCAGAGACGCCAGUCGGUGGCUUUCAGCAUCAACAACCCCAGGGUGCUGGGGAGGCGCCUGCUGCGUCGGGCAGUGGCCCAGAGGAGCACUCCCACAUCCUCCAGCGGCACCCGCCAUUCAUCCCGCAUCGCCACCGCCAAGUCCCCAAAGGGCAAGGCCAGUCGCCAGUCGCGCAAGGACAGGCAAUCCUGAGGUUUCCCCAGUCCCUGCGUUGCUGGCUCUGCCCUGGACCCCUACCUGCACCCCCUCACCUCUUCCUGUCCCCCCAUGGCCCAGGAGCGCUGAGGGUGAACAGGUGGGGCCACCCACACGACUGCCUUGCAUAUCCCACUGACAACUGUGGGGAUGCCCUGGGCAUGGCAAGGCCCCCUUGCCCUUCCUGUACCCAUUGUCAUCCCAAACCCUUCUGGGACCCAAGGCAAGGGGAUGCACAGAGGUUGUGGGCUGGAAACACACAGGGGUGCAGAGGAGGGGCUGAGCUGUCCCCAGGGAUAUUCUGCAGCCCCAGGUACAGGGACAGAGGUGAAACUUAGCAUCCCUCACACCACCACCCUUGCUCCCUGUGUGUGGGACCCCCCCCCCACCUGCCCUGUCCUCCUGCU